AUGGGUCGCUCGAGGGCCCUUCUCCUGCUCGCCGUCGCCGUCGCUGCCAUCGGCAUCGCCGGCGCCAGCUUCCGUGACGACUGCACCAUCGAGUGGGAGCCCCAGAACGCGGCGUUCUCGCCCGACGGCCAAAGCCUCAACAUGUCUCUGGUGAGCAACAGCUCAGGCUGCCUGCUGCGGACAAAGAAGCAGUUCAUCUACGGGAGCGUGUCUACCUUCAUCAAGCUGGUCCCAGGCAACUCAGCCGGCACCGUCACCACAUACUACACGUCGUCGGAAGGGAAGUACCAUGACGAGAUCGACUUUGAGUUCCUGGGGAACGAGACCGGGCAGCCCUACACGCUGCACACCAACGUCUUCGCCAACGGCACGGGCAAUAGGGAGAUGCAGUUCGUGCCCGGCUGGUUCGACCCCACCGACGGCUUCCACAACUACACCAUCUCCUGGACGCCCUGCAUGAUCGUCUGGUACGUCGACGGUGCCGCCAUCAGGGUGUUCCGCAACUACCAGCAGAGCGACGGCGUCCCCUACCCGACGACGCAGCCGAUGCGCGGCUACUCCAGCAUCUGGGCGGCGGAGGACUGGGCCACGCAGGGCGGCCGGAUCAAGACCGACUGGAGCCAAGCCCCCUUCGUCGCCGGCUACAGCGACCUCGUCCACGACGUCUGCCCGUGUGACGGCAGCGAAGAAUGCGUCUACGGCUGCGCGUGGCUGUUCAGCCAAGGGCAGGAGUACUGCCCCGGGCUCGAUCCUCAGCACCACAAGGAGAUGCUGGACCUGCAGAGCAAGUACAGGAUCUACAACUACUGCGACGACUACAGGAGCGGCAAGGUUCCCGGCAAAGAGUGCUACCUACAGCAGUAG
Messenger RNA from Lolium rigidum, 864 nucleotides. RefSeq names its product probable xyloglucan endotransglucosylase/hydrolase protein 12. Bases 1 to 864 code for a protein of 287 amino acids. The transcript has 2 exons. Lineage: Eukaryota; Viridiplantae; Streptophyta; Magnoliopsida; Poales; Poaceae. Gene Ontology annotation, molecular function: xyloglucan:xyloglucosyl transferase activity; hydrolase activity, hydrolyzing O-glycosyl compounds. Gene Ontology annotation, biological process: xyloglucan metabolic process; cell wall biogenesis. The record is from RefSeq and is a predicted model, not a curated record.